AUGGGUGUUGGGCGUCGUAUGAGAAAGCAGGGGCCCCCAGCGUCUCUAGAGGAACUGGGGGUCAAUUUGAAACGAAAGACCGCCAACGAUGAGCCCGAGAAGCCUGCCCGAAAGAAAAGGAAGUCGGACGAGAGGCCGCAGACGACGACAAACACCCCAAAGAAACUUGUCAACCUCGAUCGGGCCUUCCGAAAUGACUCUCCUACGGUGCCGGCUAAAUCAGGUGCAAAGACCAAAGUCAAGCUCAUCAACAACGAUGCGCAAAUAACCGUCCCGCCUCCCAUACCCACUGCUACCUCCGAGGGGAUUGAUGGGGACGAGGAAGACGAAGGCGAAGAGAGCGAUUUCGAUGCCACCGGAGUACCAUUGAAUACUGUCUCCCUGGCAGAUCUGGGAAGUGAGGACGACGAUGAAGAUGACGAUGAUGAACUGCUACAAGCAGAUCUCGACGGUGACAUCUCUGACGACUCCGUCUACGACUCCGACCAAGAAGAACGCCCGCGGCGCAUGUUUUCCGACGAUGAGGACGAAUCUGACGCCGAGGCGAAACUCACCGCUGCCAACAUCGAAGGUCUUUCGCGAAAGCUUGACCAACAACAGGCGCAAGAGGAUGCAGAAGCUCAACAAGAGUUGGAAGACGCAGCCCUACAAACAAACAUUGCCAAAGACGAAGGCGUGCUGGACUCGGCCACUGCGCAGGGCCUUGCUCCCGACCUGUCCAUCAUUCGCACAAGAAUGACCGAGACCAUCCGCAUCUUGGGCAAUUUCUCACAGCUCGCGGACAAGACCAAAUCGCGAACUGACUACACCGAACAGCUGCUCGCGGAUAUCUGUACAUACUACGGCUACACGCCUUUCCUGGCUGAGAAGCUUUUCUCGCUCUUUACCCCGGCGGAGGCAUUUGCCUUCUUUGAGGCCAACGAGACACCCCGCCCUGUCGUCCUCCGGACAAAUACCCUCCGCACCAACCGUCGCACGCUUGCCCAAGCCCUGAUCAAUCGAGGAGUGGUCUUGGAACCUGUCGGAAAGUGGUCCAAGGUCGGCCUUCAAGUUUUUGAGGCGCCUGUACCGCUGGGUGCAACACCAGAGUACCUUGCCGGACAUUAUAUCCUUCAAGCUGCCUCCUCAUUCCUGCCCGUCAUGGCCCUCGCACCUCAACCAAAUGAACGGAUCCUAGACAUGGCUGCAGCUCCAGGUGGAAAGACCACGUAUAUUUCGGCUCUGAUGCGAAAUACCGGCGUCGUAUUUGCCAACGACGCCAACCGCCAGCGAGCCAAAGGUCUUAUCGGUAACAUUCAUCGACUAGGGUGCAAGAACACCAUUGUCUGCAACUACGAUGCGCAAAAGGCCUUCCCAAAGGUCCUCGGCGGUUUCGACCGUGUAUUGCUGGAUGCUCCCUGCUCCGGUACGGGCGUCAUUGGCAAAGACCCCAGCGUGAAGACGUCCAAAAACGAACGUGAUUUCCUGGCCCUGCCGCAUCUGCAGAAACAACUUCUCCUGUCCGCCAUCGAUUCGACCGACCACGCCAGCAAGACGGGCGGCUACAUCGUUUAUUCCACCUGCUCGGUCACCGUUGAAGAGAACGAAGGGGUGGUCCAGUACAUUUUGCGAAAACGACCAAACGUCAAAAUCGUCGACACGGGACUGGGCAAUUUUGGAUCCGAGGGGUUCAAGAGCUAUAUGAACAAAAAGUUUGACGACAGGAUGACAUUGACGAGACGGUACUUUCCCCACCGAGAGAAUGUGGAUGGGUUUUUUGUGUGCAAGUUGAAGAAGACGGGGCCAACGCCGAAGGGCAGCAAUGCGGAACAGACGAAUCGGGUCGAGCACCUGCAGUCAGAUGCACGGGCCGUCCUCAAUGGAGACCGCGAGUUAGAAACCAACGGCAAUGGUGCGGUGGACGAGGAGGCGCAUGACGACUUUGGCGGGUUCAAUGACGAGGAAGACAAGGAAUUCAUCGAGCGGGCGGAGAAAAAAUGGCUCAAAGCCAGAGGAUUGGACCCUCGAGUGGCGGAUCGCAAAAAGCAGGAGCAGGAGCAGGGCCAGGACGAGCAUAAGCAGAAGCAGAUGCAGCCAAAGAGGGCUAAUGGCGAGGCCGCCAAACAGAUGAACGGCAAGAAGUCCAAAAAGGAGAUGAAGACGAAGAAGUAA
Fonsecaea multimorphosa CBS 102226 is the source of this 2151-nucleotide messenger RNA. RefSeq lists its product as uncharacterized. The coding region runs from base 1 to 2151 and encodes 716 amino acids. Gene Ontology annotation, biological process: rRNA base methylation; maturation of LSU-rRNA. Lineage: Eukaryota; Fungi; Ascomycota; Eurotiomycetes; Chaetothyriales; Herpotrichiellaceae. The record is from RefSeq and is a predicted model, not a curated record. The transcript has a single exon. Gene Ontology annotation, molecular function: RNA binding; rRNA (cytosine-C5-)-methyltransferase activity. Gene Ontology annotation, cellular component: nucleolus.